CUUUAUUAUAAUCAAACACCAUCACCCUUUCUCUAAGUUUUCUCACUGCUUCUUUCAGGCCUGUCUACCUUCACGGAGUUUCUAUCAUGGCUCCUUCGCUUUUGUUCUCCCCGGCGCCAUAUCACAUCUUAGCAUACGGCACAUUCCUUGGCACAACCUUCUUUCAUUCAUUCAUCAAUGGCAUCGUCGCCAUCCAGACACUGCCGCGCGCGCAGUUUGCGCUGCUCCAGUCAAGGCUCUUCCCUAUCUACUUCUCAAUGCAGACGGCCAUCCCCAUUGUCCUGACCUUGACAUAUCCCCUCGACAAGACUACGAUCGGUGGCCGCUCUGGCGUUGCUGGAGUGCUGGCCCCAGCUAAUCGCUGGGCUGUUCUUGCCCCAAUUGCUCUUAUGUUCCUCGCCGGCCUGGCCAAUCUCGUGGUGGUAGGACCAGCAACCGCGAGGUGCAUGCGUGAUAGAAAAUCCCAAGAGAGGAAGGAUGGGAAGAGGAGCUUCGAUCCCCCGCCACAUUCGCAGGAGAUGGUAGCGCUGCACAAGAAAUUCGGCAUGCUUCAUGGCAUUUCGUCUCUACUCAAUCUCAGCGCUUUCAUUGGGUCUGUCAUAUACGGCAUCACCCUGUCGGCUCGAAUCCAGUGAUCUCGAUCAGCUUGCGCCGAGCAGUAUUCAUAAUACGUCAUGGGGUUGCGGGCAUCAUUGUAGUGCCUGAUGUUUGGCACAAUUUCGGCAAUAACAAUAUGUACAGAUAUCAUACCCCAUGGAACGCCAAAUUGCAGGCACCUUUGCGCCCGCUUAAACUCCUUGUGU
Molecule: messenger RNA, 803 nt
Organism: Phialemonium atrogriseum
Lineage: Eukaryota; Fungi; Ascomycota; Sordariomycetes; Cephalothecales; Cephalothecaceae
Exons: 4
Coding region: 87-635 (182 amino acids)
Source: RefSeq, a predicted model, not a curated record